This is a messenger RNA of Brassicogethes aeneus, 1422 nucleotides long. The record is from the annotation of a GenBank genome assembly. Lineage: Eukaryota; Metazoa; Arthropoda; Insecta; Coleoptera; Nitidulidae.
AUGUCUCAUAAAGUCGAUUGGGCAAAAUAUGUUGCAGAUACAGAAAAGAAUCUAUCUGCUAAGAUUGAAGAAGUUACAAUUUCAAAUGGUGAAAAUUUAAAUCAUGGAGGAGCAAGUAAUGAUGAGGAGGCUCCAGAUAAAUUUAGCCCUGCAGAAGCCAGUCUACUGGCAAAGGUUAUUCGUAAAGGUUUAGUUGUUAACAAAAAUGAUAUAGAAAUUCAGCGAAAAGAUCCCAAAUCGCCAUUGUACUCGGUAAAGUCUUUUGAAGCAUUAAAUUUAAACCCAAAUCUUUUAAAAGGAGUAUAUGAGCUUGGUUUUAAUGCACCGUCAAAAAUUCAAGAAACAGCACUUCCCACACUUUUAGCAGAUCCACCUCAAAAUUUAAUUGCCCAGUCACAAUCUGGAACAGGAAAAACGGCAGCUUUUGUUUUGGCUAUGCUUAGCAGAGUAGAUGCAACUAAGAAACAUCCCCAGGUGUUAUGUCUAUCGCCAACAUAUGAGUUGGCCAUUCAAACUGGUGAAGUAGCUGCACAUAUGGCAAAAUUUUGUCCCGAAAUUGAAAUGAAAUUUGCUGUUAGAGGAGAAGAAGUGGGAAGAGGUGCAAAGUUAUCUGAACACAUAAUUAUUGGCACACCUGGCAAAGUUUUAGACUGGAGCUUAAAGUAUAGAGUUUUUGAUUUAAAACAAAUUUCAGUUUUUGUCCUGGACGAAGCUGAUGUUAUGAUUGCUCAACAAGGACAUCAGGAUCAGUGUAUUAAAAUUCACAAGAAUCUUGCUGAACCAUGCCAAAUGAUGUUUUUCUCAGCCACAUACGAUCAAGAAGUAAUGGAAUUUGCAGAACACAUCGUUAAAAAUCCUAUUACUAUAAGACUAAAACGUGAAGAAGAAAGUUUAGAUAAUAUUGAACAAUAUUAUGUUAAAUGUGGUAACCAACAGGAGAAAUACAAUGCUGUUUUGAAUAUAUAUGGUACAGUUGGUGUUGGACAGGCCAUUAUAUUUUGCCAUACUAGACGUACUGCAGCAUGGUUAUCAGAAAAAAUGUCAAAGGAAGGCAAUGCAGUCGCUGUUUUAAGCGGUGAUUUAACUGUAGAACAACGUAUUAAUGUUUUGGACCGUUUCAGACAGGGUACUGAAAAAGUACUUAUAACUACAAACGUUUUGUCUCGCGGUAUUGAUGUUGAACAAGUUACAAUUGUUGUAAACUUCGAUUUGCCAAUUGACGUUCAUGGAAAAGCAGAUUGUGAUACUUAUCUGCACAGAAUUGGUAGAACGGGCCGAUUUGGCAAGAGGGGUAUUGCCAUAAAUUUAAUUGAUUCUCCGGAAUCGAUGAAUAUUUGUCAGUCCAUUGAAAGGCAUUUCAAUAGGAAAAUUAAAUAUUUAAACGCCGAAGAUUCUGAUGAAAUCGAAAAGAUUGGUCAGUAA